CUGCUUAUUACUUCAUGUAAACAUUUACAUUCUUUUCCUUAUGCGCAUUUUCAUAGAAAGGAUUCCAAAGUUUUUACGUAUUCUGUAUUUAAUUUUAACGCAUUACAACCCUUUACUUUAUUAUUUAUAUAUUUUUUGACAUAUAAUCUUCUAAAUAGGCUAAAAUUAUUGAUUAAUAAAUGUUUAUGGUUUUUUCAGCUCUGGUUGCUCAAAGUGCCUUAGGAAUGGCCUACAGAUACAAAAGACAGACUAGUGAUGACGAAGACAAUCUCGAAGACCGGUAUGGUUCUCCGGAUAAUUUCCAAAGGCGUCCUUUUCCAAGACCGAAUCGGUUCCCUGGCAUGAAUCAGUUUCCCGGUCAAAAUCAGUUGCCAGGACAGAACCAAUUUCCUGGCCAAAAUCAGUUCCCCGGUCAGAAUCAGUUCCCAGGACAAAACCAGUUCCCCGGUCAGAAUCAGUUCCCAGGGCAAAACCAAUUCCCCGGUCAGAAUCAGUUCCCAGGGCAAAACCAGUUCCCUGGACAGAAUCAGCCUGGACAAAAUCAGCCUGGAAAUCUGGCGACCUGUCUGAGCAAUUGCCCAGUGACCCCGGAAUACAAUCCAGUGUGCGGCACAGAUAACGUGGUAUACCCUAAUCCAGGCAGGCUUAACUGUGCUCAGGCUUGUGGCGUCAAUGUAAAUCUACUGAGAGUGGCGCCCUGUCCUAGUUCUACCACCGCUGCACCGACUAAUUUUUAAAUUUAUAAGUCUAGUCUAAAUGUAAGAAAACAUAGUGUUUCAUGACAAAUUGCCAUAAAAAUCACAUAUUUUUUUGAAUAUAUAUACUAAAUUCCGUCUUUCAUCCGACACAAUAUUUAAGAAAAUACUCAUCGAAUUAGGAGUAUGUGAGCAUUUUUUCGACCGCGAAAAACGGAAUUGAUUGUUUGUGGCCGAAUGCUAAUUAGUUUAAAAUGGAACAGCAUUCAAUUUUAAAUGAGAUCUUUUCCUAACUUUAACAUUGCUAUUUAAAAAAAGAAUUUUAAUUGUUUUAACUGCCAUUUUAGUAGAUAAUUUCCUUGUAGAUUUUUUUAAAGACAAACAAAUAAUGUAAGUUACAAAUACAUGGAUGAUAAAUAAAAUGUGG
Molecule: messenger RNA, 1122 nt
Organism: Diatraea saccharalis (sugarcane borer)
Lineage: Eukaryota; Metazoa; Arthropoda; Insecta; Lepidoptera; Crambidae
Source: the annotation of a GenBank genome assembly